AACUUGCGCGGCUUAUAUAUAUAGCCGUCGGCAAGCAAAUUUAGUUCGCUCUCCAAGAAUCCAAGAUACCGGCACCAUCCAUAGCACCGUGCUGCAGAAGGUACAGCCAGCCUCGAGGUGAGCCAUGUCGCUGUCGUCCAGCACCAACUCGCUGCCCUACUCGACGGACAAGGGCGGGUACAGCACCCACGACACGCUCGUCCUCCUCGGCAUCGGCUUUUGCGCCACCGCCGUCUCCAUCCUCAUCAUCGUGCUCUGCGAGUGCCUGUGCUGCCGCCGCCGCCGCGCCGGGGGCACGGUCGUGUACGUGGCGGCCCGGCCCUUCUUCCUGCACGGCGGCGACGACGACGGCGACGGCGGGCUGACCCCCUCCGCCGUCGCCGCGCUGCCGUCGUUCGUGUUCCGCAGGGGCCUGGUGGCAGGCGGCGCCGGCCGCGGCGAGGGAAGCGGCAGCGGCAGCGGGCGCGGGUGGGCGCAGUGCGCGGUGUGCCUGAACCUGGUGCAGGAGGGGGAGACGGUGCGGCGGCUGCCGGCGUGCGCGCACCUCUUCCACGUCUGCUGCAUCGACAUGUGGCUCCGCUCCCACUCCACGUGUCCCCUCUGCAGGGCCGCCGUGGAGCCAACCAAGGAGCCGUCUUCAAAGGACCUGGCGCCUCCGGUGUAAAUGCAAGCAUCGCAGUUAGUCAGUGAAAAUGUGAAAUAACACACCGUUUUGUGUACUAAUCAAGUAAGAUUUAGUGUAUGCGUUACAUGCGUAUUGUCAGGUAUAAAAGUUUGGUUUCAAUGUUUGGAACAUGAAUUUUGCUUGACAAUCAUAUAUGAAUUUGUUUCUUUUUGAUAUAAAUGGC
Molecule: messenger RNA, 848 nt
Organism: Panicum hallii
Lineage: Eukaryota; Viridiplantae; Streptophyta; Magnoliopsida; Poales; Poaceae
Product: E3 ubiquitin-protein ligase EL5-like
Exons: 1
Coding region: 125-664 (179 amino acids)
Biological process (GO): protein ubiquitination
Source: RefSeq, a predicted model, not a curated record